AAUAAUGAUAGCACGAACCGAGUGAAUCUUGUUUGUAUAUCGGAAUUCAAGUUUGUUUUCAGUUUUGCGUCGUAGGUCAAGUAAAACUGAUCGUGUGUUUGUUUGUCUCUCAGUGUCAAAAAGCCACUGAUUACUACAUUUGGUCAACAUAUUUUGCAUUAAUUUUUGUGCAAUUCAAAUUUCAUUAAUUAUGAAUUGUUGGUGCAUUUUAAAUUAUUUGGUAGUACUGUUGUUACUAUCGGAAUCGGCGUAUGGUGCACAGUCAAGUGCAUUUCGAGAACGUGCAAAAAAAUAUUGUAGAUUGACGAAAAAAUGCAAAGUACGCGAAGAGAAAGAUUAUGACUAUAAAAAAUUGAUGAAAAUCAGUGAUAUUCCAGGAAUUCAACCGUCUGGAUACCUAGUACGAUUACCGUUCUAUGUUUUAGCCCCACGCGAUGCCCACAUUGUAUUUUCACCAACGGAAUUUCCCAAUUGGACUCGUGAUAAUGUCUAUGAAAUAUUGGUCGGGGGCUGGGCAAAUAAUAGAACAUUAAUUCGCAGAAAACGUCAAGACUAUGACAUGACUGUCGAAUAUAAUUUCAACAUUCUACGCAAAGAUAAUCCAUUGAAGCUGCUUAUUGAAAUAUCAAAUGAGGGUAAAAUCCAAGUGUUCAUUGAAUAUCAAAAAGAGCCGUUAGCUGUGGCCGAGGAUAAAAAUGUAUUGCCAGUAAAAUACUUUGGUUUUGCUUCGUAUGACAAUUCGUUGGCCAAAUUUUUCUACAAUUGUGAGGGUGAAAAUGCUUACCAAGAAGAGGAUAUAAAGAAACUGUGCCGAUAUGCUGACGCAACAGAAAACGAAUACAAAGAAUUCUAUAAGAUAACCGAUUUAACUGGCGUUCGUUCAGAAGGCUACAUCAUCAAUUUCCCAUUUUAUAUUCAAGCCGAACGUGACGCUCAUGUUCUUUUGACAGCAGUGCCCAUGGCAAAUCGAGAAGCCAACGAAUAUGAAAUACUUAUCGGCGGAUGGGCAAAUCAACGAGUAAUUGUCCGUAGAAAACAGGGUGCGAAUGUAUUGCGUGAAAUUCAACUGGUUGAUAUUUUGGCGCCUGACAAAUGGAUUGCGUUUUUGAUUCAAAUCACCACACGCGGUGACAUUAGAAUAUUCCGUAAAGAGGAUACACACUCCUUCACAUUGAUGGCAGAAGCGAACGACCCAGAACCAUUGCCCGUGGAGUAUAUCAGUUUCGGCUCAUGGAAUUCAAAUCUGGUGAAAUUCUAUUUUAAUUGUUCGUUUUCAUUUGCCAUUCCGGAUGCGGUUUUCGACAGCACCGAUCAUCCGCUUCUUGCCAGAGAUGUCCCAGCAUCCGUAGAUUUGAGAAAUUUCCUUGUCACAAAAUGUGGAUACUAUUCAAUAUCUGACUAUGACUAUCGUCAUUAUGUGAAAAUCAGUGAUAUUAAACAAUCCCAGCCGGAUGGUUAUAUUUUGCGAAUAAUUUUAUAUAUUCAAGGCGCACGAGAUGCAAAUAUUUUACUCACAACCUCAGAUCAUCCAAACUUCGAAAGAGAUUUUGUCUAUGAAAUUGUGAUUGGGGGCUGGAGCAAUGAGAGAGUGGUUAUAAGAAAGAAGAAAGGUGCCAACGUCUUGGCUGAAGCAUACGAAAGCCGUAUAAUCAAUCAGGAGAAACCGACAAAAAUGCUAUUGGAAGUCGCAAACAGUGGCAACAUUCGAUUGUAUUCGGAAAAGCUGAAGUCACAGCCAAUAAUCACCGUUCUCGAAGAGAACCCAUUGCCUAUUCAAUAUAUCAGUUUUUCAUCGUUUGAAAACUCGGAAGUUCAAUUUUUCUACAAUUGCAGCCACAUUGACACGUCCAAAUACAUUAUGGGCUGAUUCAACGUUAAAAUAUUCAAAAGGCGAAAAUUUGUAAUAGUUUGACAAAAGAAUAAAAGUUUUAUAUUCAGACAAGUUUUCUACAAUAGCUAACAA
Messenger RNA from Contarinia nasturtii (swede midge), 1963 nucleotides. RefSeq lists its product as uncharacterized. The coding region runs from base 191 to 1867 and encodes 558 amino acids. NCBI's taxonomy places the organism in Eukaryota, Metazoa, Arthropoda, Insecta, Diptera, Cecidomyiidae. The transcript is spliced from 14 exons. The record is from RefSeq and is a predicted model, not a curated record.